UGAACAAGUUCCUCCUGCGUACCAUUACGUUCUCUGAUUUUCCCUGUCUUGUCGUCCAAAGUCACCUGCUUCGCCCUUUCGUGCCUCUGCAAACCCCCAUUCCCCAAUUUCUUCAUUUCACCUCACCUCACCUUCUCUUCACCCGCCUGCACCUUGUCGUCGUUUCCGGGGAUCUCAAGGUUUCGAGAGAGGAUUGUUGGUCUAUUUUGUCAUCUGCACAUCGGUCCAUCUUGCGUCUCCCCGUCCUGCUGGAGUUGGUCGGGUUUCUGUUAUUUUGGUGGCCUGCGCAACUACUCACUCAUCUACUGUUCGUCGUCCUCUCUUAUUUGGUGAAUCAUUCUCCUGCUCGGGCAUUCCUUCUCCCUUCAACCUUCACUCACUAACUCGAUGGCGUUGAGCACAGUCCACUUGAUCGACUCCCAGUAAUAUCACACCUCCAAUUCUUCGUCCACUUGCCUCGAGAAAAAGUCCAACCGCUGUCAAUAUGGCCAGCGCAGCUCCUCCUGUUCCUAAGCUCGACCGAUACGUGGUCAUACAUGUAGCAACCACCUGCGACGAACAUGGUGUUUAUGUGACAAAAGACUCUGCCGAGGUCAUUGAAAUUGGUUGGAUACUUCUCGAUAGCAAGACCUGCGAAGAGUUGUUCCGAGACAGUGUCCUCGUCAAGCCCGUCAACACACCCAUCACCCCCCUAUGCACUAGCCUGACCACCUUGACCUGGGAACAUGUCCGCACUGCCGGGUCUUUCCGCGAUGCCGUCAGUCGAUUUGACCACUUUGCCCAAGAACACCUUAUAUCCAAAAACCUCGAGUUCUCUUUUGUGACACUGGAUGCUUGGGAUUUGCGGGUCCAGUUGCCCCGAGAAGCUCGCGACAAAGCAGUCGUCCUACCUGCUUACUUGCAACACUCCCGCACCUUUGACCUGCGCUCAGAGUAUGCCCGUUGGCAACAGCACCAUCCAGAGUCUCUCCCAUUCGGCCCCAGCUCUCUAGCAAACAUUUGUGCUGCUCUGGAGGUGGAGCCUGUGCAAUCCUCGGCUCCAAUCAAGCACAACCUGCCCUUCCACCUCCAGGCCCUGGCGCCUGCCUCUCCUCGUCGUGCCAUGGAAGAGGCAAUUACCUUGACCAGGGUUCUCAGAGGUCUCAUCCGGAAGUCGCAACCCGCCCAUGAUCACCCGGAAAUUCUCACCAGACCCAUGGAUGCCAGGGCAGAUGUCAACGCCUUCUUGAAGGAACGCAGCAAGGUUCUACACAUGAACGGCCUGCCGCACGACACCACCCAGUCCGAACUGGAAAGUUGGUUUACUCAAUUCGGUGGUCGUCCCAUCGCCUUUUGGACUCUUCGUACUCCCGAUCAGCACAAACCAACCGGUUCGGGCUUUGCUGUGUUUUCUUCACAUGAAGAGGCUGCCGAAAGUCUCUGUAUGAACGGCCGCGCUCUCAACGAAAAGGCCAUCGAGGUCUCGCCUUCUUCUAGCCGAGUCCUCGAUCGUGCCGCCGAAAUCCUCACCCCGUUCCCUCCCAGCAAAAACCGUCCUCGCCCAGGUGACUGGAACUGCCCCUCAUGCGGUUUCUCAAACUUCCAACGUCGGACUGCCUGCUUCAGAUGCUCCUUCCCCGCCACUGGCUCUGCUGGCAAUGAUCCUUAUGGAGGUUAUAGUGGUUUCCAAGGUUACCCCCCUCCCGUCAUGGCACAUCCUCCCCAUCAUUUCAACCAUCACGGACCUCAUCACCAUGGUGGUCGAGGUGGCGGCGCCGGCGUGGUCCCCUUCCGUGCUGGUGACUGGCGAUGCGGCGCCGAAGGCUGUCAGUAUCACAACUUUGCGAAGAACAUCAACUGCCUUCGUUGCGGUGCUCCUCGUUCGGGUGCUGCUGUUGUCGUUGACUCUUCCUUCCCAUCGCCAAUGGGACCUUCGUCCGAGUUUGGCAUGGGCCCUGGAUCCAUCGGCGGCACUCCAGGUCCAGCUCCUUAUGGAGCCGGCGCAGCCGCCUUUGGUUCUGGCGCUGCUUUUGGUCAGGGUCCUCCACAAUCUCAGUAUGGCAUGCCCUCGGGUAUUGGUGGUCCUGGCGCUCCCUUCCCUCACAUGGGCGGCAUGAACCCUGGCUAUGCGUCCAGCAACAUUUCUCACUCCUCGUUUGGCCCUGCUGCCCAAGCCGCUUUCAGUGGAGCGGCUGACAAUACAAAUAUCCCUUCUGGUAACGGUCCUCAGAACGGGUUCUACGGUGCUGAGCACAACCCUGACCCCUUUGCUUUCCUCUCCGCCGGUCUUGGCAACCUUAGCGUGGGUGACGAGAACCAGCCACCAAGACGCAAUGGAGGUCCUCAGAGUGCCAAAAGCCCAGCAUGAUGACUGGACCGAGACACGACCCUAGUUGCCUUUUGAGGCAUUUGGAUUUCUCCACCUACAAUAACGACUUCGAUGACAUGUUUUCAUGUUGAGGAUGGAGUGUUAACUUUUCUUCCCACUUGUACUGGACUUGCGAAUUCAUGCACAUGUGUUUCCCUAGUUUGUAUUGUGGAUAUUGGCGGGUGGUGCUCGAGGACUGCAGGGAUGGAAGUACGAGGGGUCGUGCUCAAUGGCAACGGGACAAUCUUUGCAUAUGAUUGAUGGAUGGCCUAGACCUUUGGCUGGAUUUUUCCCUCUCUGACUCGACUGUUGGGUUUUGUUGAUCUCGGUCCCUAGACGGCCAGCUAGGUCGUGUCAACAGUGGUGAGGGUAAAGGAAAGGGGCAUGCAACGGUCUAGAGAAAAGAAGUGACAAAAAGCGAAAUUUGAGACUGGAACCAGCUGGAAUGAAAUUGCAGGACUACUGAGCAUAUGCACUCCUUGGUAUGUUUACGUAUGUGGGAGUUGCCAUGGGGUUAGCUAUUGCCAGCAUAGCGAAGGAGUGACAAGGGAGACCAAAACUCAGAUAGGUUUAACAGAGAAUGAGAAUGAACUACCGAACUAUAAUCACUUUGAUAGCGUGAAUAUUAUCAUUUGCACC
This is a messenger RNA of Exophiala mesophila, 2986 nucleotides long. RefSeq lists its product as uncharacterized. The record is from RefSeq and is a predicted model, not a curated record. NCBI's taxonomy places the organism in Eukaryota, Fungi, Ascomycota, Eurotiomycetes, Chaetothyriales, Herpotrichiellaceae. The transcript has 4 exons. Bases 485 to 2347 code for a protein of 620 amino acids. Gene Ontology annotation, molecular function: RNA binding; 3'-5'-RNA exonuclease activity.